CAGAGAGAGAAAGAGAGUCAGUAAACAUCAGGUCAACAGAGUGGAGAUACAACAGCGGCUCGAGAUCAGGACUUUGGACAGCGCAGCGGACAGAGACAAAAGCAGACAACUUUCUGUAGAACACAUGUGUAAAGCGAUGUUACAACGAUCCGGCCCCCAGCUGCUUUUCCUAAUAGCCCUGUGCAGUGUGUUGUAUUCCCGGACUCUGAGUCUGCCAUACACAUCCAUGAGACCGACGAGACACGCAGACGGUCUGUUCACCAGCGGAUACAGCAAACUCCUCGGACAGCUAUCAGCGCGGAGGUACCUGGAGUCUCUGAUCGGAAAGCGGGUCAGUGACGAGCUGAUGGAAGAGCCAGUGAAGCGCCACUCAGACGCCAUCUUUACAGACAACUACAGCCGCUUCCGCAAGCAGAUGGCCGUCAAGAAGUACCUGAACUCAGUCUUAACAGGAAAGAGAAGCCUAGAAGAUCCUGGAACCAGCGACCAGGAGGAGUCCAGGGACGAACCCAACACCUUCCAGGAGAGCUACGAUGACAUUAAUGUAGAUCACCUCCUAAACAACUUUCAUCUGCCCCUUUGAGGAGGGCGCCGUGCUCGAGUGAAUACCCAAAGUCAUCCUCAUGAAACCGGCCAUUCCAGAAACAACACAGUAUUAAUCCAAAGGACAUUCGAAGGUCAAAUCAGCCAAUGAUGAUAUGUUCUCCAACGUGGUUAUCUAUCUAUUCAUCCACACAGUACAUGUUUACACUGUAUAUAGUAUAUAUAUAUAUACACACCACUAUAUAGACUCAUUGGGCCGCACCGAGCAACAUGUGUGUCCACGGUUUGAUCAAUGAGUGUUUGAAAAAGGAAACUGGCGAGAGUAACACAGAAGUACCACAUUUACUUUCUUUACUAAGAUCACUGUUCCGUAAGCUUUCAAUGAAACCAUUCUCUCCAGAACGUUUUGAGUUAAAGCUUGUGACCCAUUGAAUGUCAAUAGAGCAGCAUUUACUUUGUACUGUAACUUUAGCUUAAAGUGACGCUUGUUCAGUUAACUUUGAAUGAAUUCUCGUGGAUUUCACUCUCAAAGGUUCUUUUAACUUUCAAUGGAGAGCGUGUCCAACUAAUCCUUAGUGGAACACUAACACUAUUGGCUCUCAGUAGAAUCUGAACUGCACUUUUAACCUGAACCGUGGCUCUUUUUUCUUUUAGUAAGAAAUUACUUUAUUAAUUAAUGGAGCAUUUGUCACAUUUUGUUUCAAGAUUAUUUUAUCGAUUCUUUUUAAUAGCACCCCGGCUCUAUUCCACUUUGAUUGGAAUAUGUCCCAUCAACUUUCAUUUGAUCUAUUGAACGUCAAUGGAAUAACAUAUUUGUUUUAAUUUAUCUAUUUUGUUUUCAGUUUAUCAACUAGCCCGUUAGCUUUCAGUGAAAAUCUGCCCAAUUAACUUUAAACACAACAUCCGUCUGAUUGAAUCUGAUUCGGCCCAUUUACCUUAAAUCGAACAAUAGUUGCAUGAAAAUUCAAUGAAACUCAAAACUCAAAAUGUAUUUUGUUUCAUUAGGAUGCUGACUUUCCAAAGAUGUAUUGUUCUAUUACACACGGGACAAUACAUGGGACAGGUAUGAGCAGAACACCUGUUGUAUUACAUUUAAAUUAACAGUUGGCUCAUUAACUUUCAAUGGUGUAAUCAAGUGUUCAGUGCUGACUGAGUUGUUUUAGAGAAUCCAAAUGUGGUCAUUUCAUGAUGUAAAAAUAGACACAGGACCAAGAGGAAGAGGAAUUUUGAAUGGACAAAGAUGCAUAUAAUCACUUUAUACUAUUCAACAUGUAGAGCAAAAACAUUUUAACUGAGCAUAGACCUGCCUUUAGCGCAUAUUGUGAUGUACACCACUCACCAAAUAAAAGAUAUUGUUUUAUUUUUCAAAGCUGAGUCUUUUUGUCUGGCUGAUUGUUUGACGAUGGGAGUUUUACAUUUAAAAAUGUAGAUUUAAGGUGCUGAAGGUUGAUAUUUUGUUCCUUUGACAGGUUUCCUUCUUGAAUGCCUCAAAAUAUUCUACAGAAUUGAAAAUGUCGUCCUUUUUUUGGGUGAAAAACUGCAUUUAAACUAUAAAGAGACACUAAAGCUCUACUCUGGAAUUUAUUUUAAAAAGAGAAUGCAAGUUCAAAUAUAAUACACACCCAUCCACUGCAAUGUAUAUUUAUUAGAAUUUUAUUCAUUCAUUUUUUAAUUGUACAUGAACAGUUAAAACAUUUACUAUUGAAAACAGGUUGUUACCAUUGACUUAAUGCGUCAUCAUGUGUUGCACCUUUAAAUGUUAUGUCAUGCUGUUUCCAAAUCAGAAACAAUGAAGAUUUAAGUAAACUGUUUUUGUGAUUGGCUCUUGGAAGGAAACGUAUCUACCAAGUAAAGCACUUUCCCAAUUCUA
This is a messenger RNA of Cottoperca gobio, 2413 nucleotides long. RefSeq names its product vasoactive intestinal peptide (gene vip). Gene Ontology annotation, cellular component: neuron projection; extracellular region. NCBI's taxonomy places the organism in Eukaryota, Metazoa, Chordata, Actinopteri, Perciformes, Bovichtidae. The record is from RefSeq and is a predicted model, not a curated record. Gene Ontology annotation, biological process: adenylate cyclase-activating G protein-coupled receptor signaling pathway; regulation of protein localization; epinephrine secretion. Gene Ontology annotation, molecular function: peptide hormone receptor binding; neuropeptide hormone activity. The transcript is spliced from 6 exons. The coding region runs from base 125 to 583 and encodes 152 amino acids.